Molecule: messenger RNA, 1182 nt
Organism: Solea senegalensis (Senegalese sole)
Lineage: Eukaryota; Metazoa; Chordata; Actinopteri; Pleuronectiformes; Soleidae
Gene: cbln12
Product: cerebellin 12
Exons: 3
Coding region: 47-646 (199 amino acids)
Cellular component (GO): glutamatergic synapse; synaptic cleft
Molecular function (GO): protein binding
Source: RefSeq, a predicted model, not a curated record
AACAGAACAAAUUACCGAUAUUCAUCUGAACAGCCGAAGAUCAGUCAUGCACUCCAGGUCAGUCCACUUUGACCUCCUGCUGCUGCUGGGUGUGCUGCUUUUAUGGGGACCUUCAGAGUCCAGGGCCCAGAACGACACAGAGCCAAUCAUUCUUGAGGGGAAAUGUUUAGUCGUAUGUGACUCUACUCCUUCGUCCGAGCCGGCCGGGAACGCCCUUGGCAUGUCCGUCCGCUCCGGCUCUGGUCGGGUGGCCUUCUCGGUCAGUCGCCAGACCAAUCAUGAGCCCACGGACAUGAGCAACCGCACCAUGAUCAUCUAUUUUGAUAAUAUUUUGGUGAAUGUCGGCACUCACUUUGACCAAGAGAGUAGUGUCUUCCUGGCACCAAGGCGUGGAGUGUACAGCUUCAACUUCCAUGUUGUAAAGGCUUACAACAGACAAACUAUACAGGUCAGUCUGAUGGUGAAUGGCUGGCCGAUGAUUUCAGCCUUUGCUGGUGACCAGGACGUGACCAGAGAAGCAGCCACCAACGCCGGCCUGGUAAUUAUGGAGAAGGGGGAUAAGGCCUACCUCAGACUGGAGAGAGGUAACCUGAUGGGAGGCUGGAAGUACUCCACCUUCUCUGGGUUUCUCGUCUUCCCCUUGUGAGGAAGGUGAACGGAGAGCAGGCCAGCGUGCUCGUAAGGCUGAUAGGAGGAGGACUAGUCAGAAAGUGAUGGAACAGGGAGAGACAAGUUUCAAUCUAUAACUCAUUAUGACGCGCAUGGAAAAAAAAAUCAUAUUUUAUGCAAAAUGCAGAGAUGAUUGUGCAAAUUUCAAUUAUUUUCAAAUGAGGGGAACAAAGAACUAUGUUUGUGGAUUUGUUUUUGCUCUAUUUCUGUGUAUAAAUAUUAGAUGGGUUUGUUUCACAUAUAUUUUCAUUGUAAAAUUAUUAAGUGGCCAUGUGCAAUGUAGACUUCUGUGCAAAGACUACUGUGAGAGUAUCUCUGUCUUUAUUUAACAUGUUUGAACCAGUGCUGUGCGCCACAUGGCAGCCUGUGUAGCUUAAACCUGCCAAAUUUACCCUUUAAUCUGCUGUGCUGUUGUAUGCCUGUUAGUCUCCUGUUUAUUUACACAGAUAUUUCUAUUGAGGAGAAAGAUUGAAAUAAAAUACAAUGAAGUUGGAUUAUCAGAUAUUUCUUUCU